Molecule: messenger RNA, 2019 nt
Organism: Symbiodinium necroappetens
Lineage: Eukaryota; Dinophyceae; Suessiales; Symbiodiniaceae
Source: the annotation of a GenBank genome assembly
AUGAACGACACGAAAGCUUGGGAGGUGGACACGCUGCGAGGGCACUUCAACAAUGUCUCGUGCGUGAUGUUCCAUCCCAAAAAGGAGCUGAUCCUGUCGAACUCCGAGGACAGGACGAUUCGAGUCUGGGACGUGACGAAGCGGACUGGCAUCCACACCUUCAGACGCGAGAACGAUCGCUUCUGGAUCAUCACUGCUCAUAGGUCUUCGAAUUUGAUUGCCGUGGGGCAUGAUGCAGGGAUGGUUGUUUUCAAGCUGGACUGCGAGCGACCCCUGGCGCAGUGCCACGGGCACAGCCUCUUCGUCGUGCAGGACCGAGAGGUUCAGGUGGUAGACUUGGACAAGGGCCUCAAAGGUGUGCAGCUUGGGUCCUGUCGAAGAGCUGCCAACGCGAUGACCGCUGGCUUGAAGUCACUGCAGUUCAAUACCUACAACCCGACUGAGACCAACAUCUUAGUCUUUUACACGCAGGACGGUGGUUGCUAUGACCUUUUCGUGGGAGCUAGCAACAUCACCGCAGACACGAACAUCUCCCCGAAGCAGGGCAAUGCACAGGGCCUCGUCGGUGGAAACAUCACGUUGACAUCGGAACAGGUCACAAUCAUGAAGAAGCACCGGAAUAUUGUGCUCUGUGGCCCCAAUGCAGCCGGCAAGACUACUCUGCUCUACAAGCUGAAGCUGCCAAACGAAAAAACCACCGUGAUGCCUACCAUUGGCUUCAAUGUCGAGUCUAUCCAGUACAAUCUCCAGGUCUUUGACAUUUGGGACCUCGGUCUUCGAAGCAAGGCGCGGCCUCUCGUCAGGCACUAUAUCCCGACUUGCCAUGCCGUUGCUUUGAUGAUUGAUGUGCACGACGAUGACUGGCUGGAUGCUGAGGACUUCUUCGAGCUUAUCCUGCACAACCUGGACGAUCACAACCUCCAUGUGCCGCUGCUCAUUUGGGUGAACAAGAUGGAUCUACCUGUGAAGGUCCAGCCCCAUGAGGUUUGCGAGAGGCUGAAGCUGGAGCAGCAUGCAAGAUGCCGUCCUAUUCAUGUCCAGCCGUGCAUCGCGCUGAACGAUGAAGGCCUCAAGGAGGGCCUCGACUUCCUCGGCGCUGCCAUUGCCGGCGAGAUCCCAUUUGGGCUUACUCUGGCUUCGACUCCAGAGACAUCCAAGCCGGCAUCGACUACGCGAGGAAUUGCUCCGCCUGCAAAGCCCAGCCCAGCAGGAGGUGAAGUCCCCAAGAGUGACGAGGUCUUCUUGGAGGCUUUCGAAGCUGGAGAACUGCCAAGCUUCGGUCCAAAGGAGAUGAUGCGCCUGGCCUUCCUGCAGCGCCGUCGCGGUGGCACUGCACAGAUGACACUCCAGGCGGCCAAGCUGGCAGGCUAUGUCAAGCAUGCUACGCGGAUGCAUUUCUGGGCCUCUCGAGUGUUCGAGACACCCCUGGAGUCUGCCGAGACAUCUCUCGCAUUCUUAGCAAAGCAUCCAGACCUCUUUCCUGAAGACGCAGAUGCCCAGGAAGCAUUGGUCGCUGCGGCAUACAGCGAGCGUGUCGACACUGACCCCACCUGGGCGCUCGUGGCGCAACCACCGGACCGGCUCCACAGCGGCCGGGAGGCAGAUGCGGCCUUUCUUGCCCGAGUCGAAGAGCUCAUGAUCGAAGCAGAUGAGCUCAGCUCGUUUCGAUCGUUGGUCCGGUUGGCAUUCACCUUGCUCUGCCAGCAGGAUCGCAAGUCGGCCAUCAAGCGGCUCGACACGGCUCUGCAGAAGCUGGCAGAGGGUUGGACAACACCCGCCGGUGAAUCUGCUCUGCGCCCUUUCCAUGAGACACGCCAGUACGUUGCACUGCAGCUGGCCCACCUGGCUUUGACGCAGUGUCCAGAGUUGAAGACGGGCAGCUUCUCCAAGUUGGAAGAGCGCUGCCCCGAUCUUUGUGAUGAGGAUUGCAUCUUCAAGUACUACUCCGAAGAGGUUCUGCAAAACGGCCGAAAAGCUUUCGUCCCCCCGGAUCGAGAGCCGUUGCCCUCCGUGGUGAAG